Manis pentadactyla (Chinese pangolin) is the source of this 1958-nucleotide messenger RNA. RefSeq names its product flotillin 1 (gene FLOT1). Gene Ontology annotation, biological process: regulation of receptor internalization; positive regulation of cell junction assembly; positive regulation of cell-cell adhesion mediated by cadherin. The coding region runs from base 215 to 1618 and encodes 467 amino acids. Lineage: Eukaryota; Metazoa; Chordata; Mammalia; Pholidota; Manidae. The record is from RefSeq and is a predicted model, not a curated record. Gene Ontology annotation, cellular component: plasma membrane. The transcript has 12 exons.
UCGGGAAGCGGAGGAGCACGGAGGAUGGUGCGAGGUCGGGGGCCUCGGCGCCACAGGGGUUAUCAGAUCUGGGAUAAAAGUCUUCACUGAAGGCGGGGACGCAGCAGGGGGCAGGGAGUGGCGGUAAGCAAAGGAAGGAAGUCGCUGGGGAUCUGCAGGACUUAACAGGGAACCGCAUUAGCAGACGCCAGGGUGCGGAAGGAACAGGGCCUUGAUGGCUGCAGACUGGGCGGGACUGACGGAAACUGGAAAGGAUUCUUACCUUGGGCUCCACAGGGCUCCUUCCACAUCCGCAAAGGCUUUCUCCCUCUCUCCUCCAGCUCCUACCUCAGCCAUGUUUUUCACCUGUGGCCCAAAUGAGGCCAUGGUAGUGUCUGGUUUCUGCCGGAGUCCCCCUGUCAUGGUGGCUGGAGGGCGUGUCUUUGUACUGCCCUGCAUCCAGCAAAUCCAGAGGAUCUCUCUCAACACACUGACCCUCAAUGUCAAGAGUGAAAAGGUUUACACUCGUCAUGGGGUCCCCAUCUCAGUCACUGGCAUUGCCCAGGUGAAAAUCCAGGGGCAGAACAAGGAGAUGUUGGCAGCCGCCUGCCAGAUGUUCCUGGGGAAGACGGAGGCUGAGAUCGCCCACAUUGCACUAGAGACAUUGGAGGGCCACCAGAGGGCUAUUAUGGCCCACAUGACUGUGGAGGAAAUCUAUAAGGACAGGCAGAAAUUCUCAGAGCAAGUUUUCAAAGUGGCCUCCUCAGACCUGGUCAACAUGGGCAUCAGUGUGGUUAGUUACACCCUGAAGGACAUUCACGACGAUCAGGACUAUUUGCACUCCUUAGGGAAGGCUCGAACAGCUCAAGUCCAAAAAGAUGCUCGGAUUGGGGAAGCGGAGGCCAAGAGAGACGCUGGAAUCCGGGAGGCCAAAGCCAAGCAGGAAAAGGUGUCUGCUCAGUACCUGAGUGAGAUUGAGAUGGCCAAGGCGCAGAGGGACUAUGAGCUGAAGAAGGCCGCAUAUGACAUCGAGGUCAACACCCGCCGAGCACAGGCUGACCUGGCCUAUCAGCUUCAGGUGGCCAAGACUAAGCAGCAGAUAGAGGAGCAGCGUGUGCAGGUACAGGUGGUGGAGCGUGCCCAGCAGGUGGCAGUGCAGGAGCAGGAGAUCGCCCGCCGUGAGAAGGAGCUGGAGGCCAGAGUUGUGAAGCCUGCAGAAGCAGAGCGCUACAAGCUGGAGCGCUUGGCGGAGGCAGAAAAGUCCCAGCUGAUUAUGCAGGCAGAGGCAGAAGCUGAAUCUGUGCGGGUGCGUGGAGAAGCUGAGGCCUUUGCCAUAGCGGCCCGGGCCCGGGCUGAGGCUGAGCAGAUGGUCAAGAAGGCGGAGGCGUUCCAGCUGUACCAGGAGGCUGCUCAGCUGGACAUGCUGCUGGAGAAGCUGCCCCAGGUGGCAGAGGAGAUCAGUGGUCCCUUGACCUCGGCCAAUAAGAUCACACUGGUAUCCAGUGGAAGUGGGGCUGUGGGGGCAGCCAAAGUGACAGGAGAAGUACUGGACAUCCUGAGCCGCCUGCCAGAGAAUGUGGAGAGACUCACUGGCAUCAGCAUCUCCCAGGUGAACCACAAGCCUUUGCGAACAGCCUGAGCCCCCAACCUUCACCGAUGCCUCACUUCAUGGCUCAAGUUGCUGAAACGGCCCCCAUGUUGCAUGCACUUCAGCUGGCCUCCCUGCGCAUGUCCUUUUACAGUGGGGUUCCAUCCGUAUCUCAAUACCUGUACCUUGCCUUGGAGGGGAUGGGUGGCUUCCCUUCCUAACCCCACACUGCCAACCCAGGGGUCCCAUCCAGCCUUGAUUCUUCUACCCUCCCCAGUUUAACUUCAUAAUUUGACUGUCUGAGCUUGUUUCUUAGAACUCUUUCCUGACCAAGACUGAGAGAUGGCCUGGAGUUUCUCAGCUUUGUCAAAUAAAUUGCUAUUAAAUACUG